Ochotona princeps (American pika) is the source of this 4511-nucleotide messenger RNA. It is a transcript of the gene ANKFY1, whose product is annotated as ankyrin repeat and FYVE domain containing 1. NCBI's taxonomy places the organism in Eukaryota, Metazoa, Chordata, Mammalia, Lagomorpha, Ochotonidae. The transcript has 26 exons. The record is from RefSeq and is a predicted model, not a curated record. Gene Ontology annotation, molecular function: protein binding; metal ion binding. Bases 104 to 3619 code for a protein of 1171 amino acids.
CCGACAUGGCGGAAGAUACUACCUGGAUGCUACAUUUUUCAUUCAGAAGAGAUGCACAUUAGAUUGCCCUUUGAGAUCUCAAAAAGGCAACUACUAAUCUAACAUGAUGCUUGCACAUAAGGAGGUGGCCAAGUUGGAGAAGCACUUGAGGCUUCUCCGAGAAGAAUAUGUUAAGCUGCAGAAGAAACUGGCGGAGACCGAGAAGAAAUGCACUCUUCUGGCUGCACAGGCCAACAAGGAAAGCACCAGUGAGUCCUUCAUCAGCCGCCUGCUGACGAUCGUGGCCAACCUGUAUGAACAGGAGCAAUACAGUGACCUGAAGAUCAAGGUUGGGGACAGACACAUCAGUGCCCAUAAGUUUGUCCUGGCAGCCCGCAGUGACAGCUGGAGUCUGACCAACUUGUCUUCCACUGAGGAGCUGGACCUGUCAGAUGCUAACCCAGAGGUGACCAUGACAAUGCUCCGCUGGAUCUAUACGGAUGAGCUGGAGUUCCGAGAAGAUGAUGUGUUCCUUACUGAACUCAUGAAGCUGGCCAAUCGCUUUCAGCUCCAGCUCCUCAGGGAGAGGUGUGAGAAGGGUGUUAUGUCUCUGGUGAACGUGAGGAAUUGCAUCUGCUUCUAUCAGACUGCGGAAGAACUGAAUGCCAGCACCCUGAUGAACUAUUGUGCAGAAAUCAUUGCCAGUCACUGGGAUGACUUAGGAAAGGAGGACUUCAGUAGUAUGAGUGCACAACUGUUAUACAAAAUGAUCAAAUCCAAGACUGAGUACCCGUUACAUAAAGCGAUCAAGGUGGAGAGAGAAGAUGUGGUCUUCCUUUAUCUCAUUGAGAUGGACUCACAGCUCCCUGAGAAGCUGAACGAAGCAGAUCACAAUGGAGACCUGGCGUUAGAUCUGGCCCUUUCACGGCGCCUGGAGAGUAUUGCCUCGACGCUGGUUAGCCAUAAAGCUGAUGUGGACAUGGUAGACAAGAAUGGCUGGAGCUUGUUACAUAAAGGAAUCCAAAGAGGCGAUCUCUUUGCUGCCACCUUCCUUAUUAAGAACGGGGCCCGUGUCAAUGCUGCCACGUUGGGUGCCCAGGAGACACCACUGCACCUUGUGGCUUCGUACACUUCGAAGAAACACUCAACAGAUGUGAUGUCUGAGAUGGCACAGAUUGCUGAGGCUCUGCUCCAGGCUGGUGCCAACCCCAAUAUGCAGGACAGCAGAGGCAGGACUCCUUUACACGUGUCCAUCCGGGCCAGGAACGAGCAGGUGUUCAAUCAGCUGCUGCUGUGUAAACAGUUAGACCUGGAGCUAAAAGACCACGAGGGCAGCACAGCCCUGUGGCUGGCGGUGCAGUACAUCACCGUGUCUUCUGACCAGUCGGUGAACCCCUUUGAGGAUGUGCCUGUGGUUAAUGGGACCUCCUUUGAUGAGAACAGCUUUGCCGCCAGGCUCAUCCAGCGUGGCAGCAACACCGAUGCACCCGAUGCACUGACAGGAAAUUGUUUACUGCAGCGCGCAGCCGGAGCAGGAAAUGAAGCAGCAGCUCUUUUCCUGGCAACCAAUGGUGCCCAUGUCAACCACAGAAACAAGCGGGGAGAAACCCCGCUGCACACUGCGUGUCGGCAUGGCCUGGCCAGCCUCACGGCAGAGCUCCUGCAACAAGGUGCCAACCCCAACCUGCAGACAGAGGAGGCCCUGCCUUUGCCGAAGGAGUCUGCGUCCCUGGCUGGCUCCAUUGACAGCGUCUCUCUGCAGACACCAUUGCACAUGGCGAUUGCCUAUAACCAUCCAGAUGUGGUGUCCCUCAUCCUAGAGCAGAAAGCCAAUGCCCUUCAUGCCACCAACAACUUGCAGAUUAUUCCGGACUUCAGCCUCAAGGACUCCCGAGACCAGACUGUGCUGGGCUUGGCUUUGUGGACUGGCAUGCACACGAUCGCAGCCCAGCUACUGGGCUCCGGGGCUUCCAUCAACGACAGCAUGUCCAGUGGGCAGACCUUGCUGCACAUGGCCAUCCAGCGGCAGGACAGCAAGAGUGCGCUCUUCCUCCUGGAACAUCAGGCGGAUAUAAACAUCAGGACUCAGGAUGGGGAGACAGCCCUUCAGCUGGCCAUCAGAAAUCAGCUUCCGCUUGUGGUUGACGCCAUAUGUACCCGAGGAGCCGACAUGUCCGUGCCAGAUGAGAAGGGGGACCCUCCACUGUGGCUGGCGCUGGCAGAUAAUCUGGAGGACAUUGCAUCUACUCUGGUCAGACACGGCUGUGACGCCACGUGCUGGGGUCCAGGACCCAGUGGGUGCCUUCAGACACUGCUGCACAGAGCCAUCGAUGAGAACAACGAGGCCAUUGCCUGCUUUCUGAUUCGCAGUGGCUGUGAUGUGAACAGCCCCAGGCAACCAGGUGCUAAUGGAGAAGGAGAGGAAGAAGCCCGAGACGGGCAAACCCCGUUGCAUUUGGCAGCCUCUUGGGGACUGGAAGAGACGGUGCAGUGCCUUCUGGAGUUUGGUGCCAAUGUUAACGCACAGGAUGCAGAGGGAAGAACGCCUGUCCAUGUGGCCAUCAGCAACCAGCACAGUGUCAUCAUUCAGUUGCUGAUCUCUCAUCCUGAUAUCCACCUGAAUGUCCGAGACAGACAAGGGCUGACCCCGUUUGCCUGUGCCAUGACUUACAAGAACAACAAGGCGGCUGAGGCCAUUCUGAAACGAGAGUCUGGGGCGGCUGAGCAGGUAGACAACAAGGGCCGGAAUUUUCUCCAUGUGGCAGUUCAGAACUCUGACAUUGAAAGUGUCCUGUUCCUGAUCAGUGUCCAGGCUAAUGUGAAUUCCAGAGUCCAGGAUGCUUCCAAAUUGACCCCUUUGCACCUCGCUGUCCAAGCAGGCUCAGAGAUCAUUGUCCGCAACUUGCUUCUUGCAGGAGCCAAGGUGAAUGAACUAACCAAGCACCGCCAGACCGCCUUGCACCUUGCCGCCCAGCAGGACCUGCCCACCAUCUGCUCCGUGCUCCUGGAGAAUGGAGUGGACUUCGCCGCUGUCGACGAAAACGGCAACAAUGCUCUUCAUCUGGCCGUCAUGCACGGUCGGCUCAACAACAUCCGGGUUCUCCUGACCGAGUGCACAGUGGAUGCCGAAGCCUUUAAUCUGAGAGGCCAGUCACCACUGCACAUUCUGGGACAAUAUGGCAAAGAGAAUGCAGCAGCCAUCUUUGAUCUCUUCCUGGAGUGCAUGCCUGAGUAUCCUCUAGAUAAACCAGAUGCAGAAGGAAACACAGUGCUGCUCUUAGCCUACACGAAGGGGAAUGCCAACUUGUGCCGUGCCAUCGUCCGGGCUGGGGCUCGCCUCGGGGUCAAUAACAACCAAGGAAUCAACAUCUUCAACUACCAGGUGGCCACCAAGCAACUUCUGUUCCGACUGUUAGAUAUGCUGUCCAAGGAGCCUCCGUGGUGUGACGGCUCCAACUGCUACGAGUGCACCGCCAAGUUCGGAGUCACAACUCGCAAGCAUCACUGUCGUCACUGCGGACGUCUGCUUUGCCAUAAGUGCUCGACCAAGGAGAUUCCCAUUAUAAAGUUUGAUCUCAACAAGCCAGUGCGUGUUUGCAACAUUUGCUUUGAUGUGCUGACUCUGGGUGGGGUCUCUUAGUGAGCCCUGAGGAGGGUCCGAGCCACAACCUCGGUCCCCUCCCCAGCAGCUGCUCUGCUCACCAGCCUGCCCCCCGCCCUGAGCAGGCACUGGCAGCCAUCCUCCUGUGGCAAUAGACUGGAACAGUGGCAGAGCCCAGCGCCAUCCCGGUGCAGACGAGUCUGUGUGAUUGUCAGUGUGUCAGACUGUGAUCAGGUUUAUUUUGAUGUCUCAUUCUUGGACCAGGCCAUGUGGCCUCCGUGGUGGAUGUGAUAGACAGUAGGCCCCCGUCUGCCAGCAGCCUCCAAGGAUACGCGAAAUCCAUGGUCCCUUUUCCCGAGCUGGGCCAGCUGCUCCUGAGAGCCGGCAGCCCCUGGCCCAGCGGCGGUGGACUUCUCUGUGGAGUUUUCACCAAGACAAGUGGGACCCUCUGCCCUGGAGUCUUCCUCCCCGUCCCCCACCAAGCUGAGCUGUAUUUUUUAGUGAGCUACCCCUUUUAAAAAAUGAAAUCUUUCUAAACAGGGUUCAAAAUCGAGAGCUAACAAAUCGUGGCCUUAACAGCAGAAAGCUUUACCAGUGUUCAUGCUAUCAAGGUGUCCCCCGUACCACUGGGCAGCCUGAUGUCUCCGAGCGCCGUCUCCUUCCCUUGUCCUCUGGUGUCCCGUCUCUGGCGGCCUCAGUCAGUCAGCCUGCCGCCAGGGUGUAUGUGGUGGCAGGGAGGGUGGGGGCAGAUGCACUUUGUGCUGCACUUUUGACAUAGCUGCAUCGUUAGUGAGCCUGGAUUUCCAGAAAGAACCCUGCUCAUCCCGGCCCCUGUGACUCUAACAUGCAGUUUGGGCUCCUACAGUGUUUUGGAGCAAGAGAAUCGUGCUGGCCAGUGGCAAGCGGGGGGCCUCAGUGAGAGGGUAGUGCU